GGCGGCGAAGAUGGCGCUGUCCAGGGGCCUGCGGUGCUGCCAGCGCGUCUUCGGCUGGGUGCCCGUCCUCAUCAUCGCGCUGGUGGUGCUGUGGUCCUACUACGCCUACGUCUUCGAGCUGUGCCUGGUGACUCUGACCAACUCCAUAGAAAGAGUGGCCUACCUCACUAUAUUCCACGUGAUCUUCGUGUUUUUCAUAUGGACGUAUUGGAAGUCUAUAUUUACUCCUCCGCAGCAACCGGACAAAAAGUUCCACAUGUCUUACGCUGACAAGGAGCGCUACGAGAAUGAAGAGCAUCCCGAAGGACAGAGGGAAAUACUUCUUGAAAUGGCGCGGAAAUUGCCGGUGUACACCAGGACAGGGAAUGGAGCCAUUCGAUUCUGUGAUAGAUGCCAACUCAUCAAACCAGACCGCUGCCACCAUUGUUCAGUUUGUGCUAUGUGUGUAUUAAAAAUGGACCAUCAUUGCCCCUGGGUGAACAACUGCAUUGGAUUUUCUAACUACAAAUUCUUCCUACUAUUCUUAGCGUAUUCUCUAUUGUACUGCAUGUACAUUGCCGCAACAGUCUUCAAGUACUUCGUCAAGUAUUGGACAGCGGAGCUGACCAAUGGACGCUCCAAGUUCCAUGUCCUUUUCCUUCUUUUUGUGGCAAUCAUGUUUUUCGUAAGCCUCAUGUUCCUCUUUGGCUACCAUUGCUGGCUCAUCAGUAGAAACAGGUCUACGUUGGAGGCUUUCUCGGCUCCAGUGUUUCCGAACGGCCCGGAUAAAAAUGGAUUCAACCUAGGCUUUGUCAAAAACCUUCAACAAGUGUUUGGAGAGGAAAGGAGACUCUGGCUGUUCCCUGUAGUAUCCAGUAAGGGCGAUGGGAAUUCUUUCCCAACAAGAACAUUGAGUGAAGCACGGAAUCCACUGCUAGGAAGCAAAGAGCAGUGGGAUGAAAACGGGUCAGACGAUGACAACCACGAUUACCAGCAAGGUUCCUCCCUUUCUGUGGAAAUGGAGACGUAGCAUUUUUGAAUGGCCGAUGGUACAAAACUUGUUCUUCUGUGCUUCCUUCUCUCUCAUUUGCUUCCUCCGACGACGGACACUUGUGGGGAAUAAAUGGAAAGGACGCACGUGGAUUUCCCAGGAUAAGAAAGCGCCGUUCUCAGAUGCUAGUUCUAGCUCUCUGAAAUGCCUCUUCAGGAAGGAUGCUUGCCUUGGUGAUGCUUCCAAGGGUUCCUACGCAUUUGGUUGUUCACAGGGCAACCUUGGAGUGAUUGAGCCCAUUCACGACCUUUUCCUUUUAUAUGUCUGAUCCAGAAUAAGUGAAAACGAUUAGUGCAAAUGCAUUUCCAAACGCCUUAAAGGCAGUUAUCUAACACCCUGGACUUCACAUUAUGUCUCAUCUUGCCAACUAGCAAGAAUGGUUCUAUAACAAGAAGUAGAUGGAGGCUUAACUAGACUACUUGGACAAGUGCUUUUAAGCAAGAGUCGUUGUUGCCAAAUCAAGCCUUCUUGUUAGAAACUGUGGGUGAGUAUGUACUGCUCGUGCAGGCUGUAUAUAACCCCCUCCCCACCAAAACACCUAUACUCGCUUUCUUUAUCCAUGACUUUUAAAUUCUAAGAACUCUGACCCUUUUUGUUCUGAAAACACAGCCUCUUCAGUACAGUGUCAAGUUUUUACACGCUUUAAAGCACAAUCCUUGUUGCAAAUGCCUAGUUUCAAAGGUAUAUUUGUUGACAAACCCAUUAGUACAUCUCCAAAUAGUGGCCAAGUUUUGGAUGUAGCAUGCCUGUGUUUGGCCUGCACAACAGUAGCCUAAUCCUUCCCAAGGUGGUCAAGUUGCACCUGCUCACGUGACUGAAUACUCCUCUGUACAAAAGUUUCCCCCCACAUAGGAAAGUACCAUGCCAAGAAGAAGCAUCCUAGGCUAGCCACCGCCCUGACAUCCUGGUUUUCUAUGUAAUAGGAAAAGGUUGGGUUUUUUUUAAUGUCUGGAGGAACAUUCAACCAUAUGAACCCUUGAAGUGGAAAAAUUUGGGCAUAGGUCCAUAUCACAGACUUUGUAGAAAGAAUGAAAGAAAAAUGAUAAUCUUAUGAUGAGUAAGUGGUACUAAGAAUUCAUGUGCCUCCAUCUUUAAAAAUAAAAUCAAGCAUCUUUUUUCCCCUUCGAAUAUUGAACAGACCAGCCAUGAGGUAUGCUGGGACUUGCUUGACCUUCUUUUCCUUUUGUAACUCUACCUGAAGUGCUGGCAUCAGAAGGACCCUUUAUUAGCCUCCAGGUCCAGCCAAAUAAGACUUUUUCCUGAGAGAUUUCUCUGUUGCUCUGAUCAGUAACAAUGCACAAGUGGGAAAAGAGAAGAUGGCUUUAGAGAGAACUGUCCAGUGCAGACAGUAUACCAAAUUGUAACCCUCUUCUAGGCAUCGAAUCGUAGUCUUAGAUGUGUCUACUGCAGUGGUGGAGUUCUAAGAGCUCUGACCUUCGACAACAAGGUAUUCUUUUUAUAUAUAUGUCCAUACCCAGAGGCUGAAAAAGGAGAUGCUUCACCAUUUUUAACAUUUUAACUGAGUUCCUUGAGCUAUUUCUUUCAUGGGUUGCUCCCUUUCACUGGCCUAGUCACGUAUGGGGCCUCAAACACAUGGCCUGUUGCCUCCAGAAAGGUUUAGGUUCAGUGUGGCACUUAAUGUGCUAUUUCUAUCCCAAAAUGAAGAGAGACAAGAAAAUGAAAUGUGUCUAAAACCCAUUGAAAGAAUCUGAAUUCACACCAAUUUGUUUUUAAGCUUUAUCGACGUCAGUGGGACUUCUUUAGGCUUCACUUUCCCAGGAUUAUCUGCUGUAUAUUGAUUGCUACAUGCUUGUCUUAUCAAUCUGGGGACAUCUAUUGAGAAAUUGGUUGUAUGUAUCAUCUCUGAUGUAUACUUCACACAAAAUAGACAUUUGGAUGGCUUUCACACAUGACAUUUACGUUCUUCUACAAACAAGUACCAGUUGUGGUGUCAAAAAUGGUAAUGUGUUACUGUUGUUACUAAAUUGUGUUUCUCCCCACCCCUUCCUUUUCCUUGAUUGGAGCCAGUGCACUUUAAUUAUUCUUCCAUUGAUUCCAAGUUGAUCAAACAUCAAAUGGAAAUGAAGUAAAUGUAAAUGUUGGGGAAAAUAUAAAAAUGACUCAUAUGAAGAUGCAGGAGCCUUAUUGAAAUCUGCCUCUAACUGCCUAGUUUACGCACAGGGAGGGUCAGCAUCACACUUACUGUUGGUCUGUUCUCAGGCCCAUGGAUUGGACAUCAGCACUGAACAGGAACAAAGCACACAAAGUUGUCUUUGCAUGGCCCUCAUUAGAUGCUGAUGUCUCUAUGGUGUGGACAUCAGACAGAUUAUGGGGCAGGCAGCAACUGGUCAUGAUGGACUGAAUCCCAACCCACCUCCUGGGACAUAGGUUCUAUGCUACUAGUUAGGGUUGGGCAGACUUUGGGCUCAUCAGAUUUAUUCUGUUCUUUAUUAAUCCACCAACAAGAGCCAGGUGCAAAAGAUAUGCACUUAGAAUUAAAGAACAGCUUACCUCUGAGCCUAGGAAUUUAUUUUCAGUGUCAGAACUGAACUGAGCUCACAGCCCUUUCACACAAAUGUCCACUCCUGGUUAUCCCAAGCUUUUGUCAUUUCAGCAACCUAAUUUAGGUGGAAAAAUUAAUUUGUUUUGCUAUUGUUAAAUAAAUGGGAGUCAGAAAUCAUCUGUUUCAAAAGAUUCUGGUCCAAAGGAAUUUUUUUUCUUCAUUUUCAAAUACCUGCUAACACACAAUCCCACAAAGUACAAUGAAUAAAACAAGUCAACAGAAGAUGAUUUUGUGAAAUCAUGAAUGAGAAAGAUCUUUGUUACCAGGUUUCCUAACAGUGAAUAACUAUACGACUAUCAACAUUAUCUCAAAUCAGAUAAAAACCUUAGCAUGGAAAACUAUUUUUGAAAUGUAGAUGUAGCUUGAAUGUCCUCUCUUACCAUAAUUUUCAUGGGACUUUUUUCAAGGGUUUAUGUUGAAAAAUCCACUCAUCCAUCCGUUAACCCAAAAUCUGAAGGAAUAUUUCACAAGUUCCCAUUGCCUGUUUUAAGUAAGAAACAAAACUUUGGGAGCAGUAUGGAUCACAGGCUGGGCCACUCUACAGCAAAAGCACUUUCUCAGUAUAAUUGAAAAUAUUUUAUUAAAUACUUUGUACCAUUAAGAGUAUCAUCACUUUCAACAAUCACCCAUUUCUUGCGUUUCAUUCAAAUUUUCCUGUAUUAGCCAAAAGGACUAAGCAGAUGUCCUGAAGAAGGGACAGUAUUUCCCUUACUCUAAUUUCAGUGCUUUUGUGCUAAAUUGUAAAUACAAAAAAAUAUAUUAUCAAAAGAGGAUAUGGAGCAAAAAUCCAUGCCAGUGGUGCUUCUUGAAUUGUACCGACCUUGCGGCCCAGACUGAUCCUGUGCGUGCACCCAGCGGGCAUGUAACAUAUGGAGAUCAGCUAUGCUGAAUGAGCACUUGUGAUCCAGGGUGAGGGGAACCACAUGCCCACACGAGCAGCUGUUAAACAGCUUUGUAGUUGCGGCGCUGUGGCUGUAACAGCCAGUUAAAGUAUUCACUUACAGCCAUUUCCAAAGUCUUCAGUAUUUUCAUAGAAAUGCAAAGCACUGAAGUGUUUUCAGUGAUCUAAACAGAACAUAGGAAUCCAACCCUAAUAUGAGACACAUUGGCCUCCCAUACCUGGACUACUUUAUAAUGAAUAUUAAAUAGGCUCCCUGUGCUACAGAAAUAUAUGAAGCAGGAUCUACACAUUGAAGGUGUAAGCUGUCCUACACUAUAUAUGGAAUAUGGACCCAGUGAGCAUUCCACAAUGCUUCUGUUUAAAGAGGAACCUUUUAUAGGGUUUCUGUUGACCUCAUUGAGUAAAGGAGUAUGGUGGAAGUGCGGUGCAGACACACCAGUAGAGAAGUUAGUGGUGUAAAAUUGCCAUCACGAGAAGACAGAGCAGGAGGACAGUUUCUACCCAAUUAAUUUCCCAGGAAAAGUGGUGCAGAAUAUCCUUGUGAUCCUUACACAGACUUGACAUUCCAUGUACACUGCUCUGGCUAGCAGUUUACAACAUCACACUGAUGUCUACAAAAGAUUGUGGUAGUGACAAGUUGGGUAGUAUAUUGCUGUUUAAGAGACCGGGGCUUUUGCACAUAUUGCUACAUACACUACACUGGUGAAUUUUGUAAAUUAGAAUACUAAAGAAUCGGAGUUCGGUAUGUAUGCAGCGAAGAAUAAUGGCGGCGUUGGUGAUACCCCAGGGUUGAUCAAUAGUGGGAUCUUGCAUGCUGGCGUACUGCAAGAUUCAAUUAGCAUGGUGAUGUAAAAAUGUUUACUUAUCCAGAAUCUAUGGGAUGAUAUCCCUUUCAGAUGACGCAUAAGAUUGAAAGCACAAUUUUUGUACUUGGCACAGUACCAGGAACACAAAAUAUCUGCAGUGGCAAUAUGAAUGUAGCAAGUUGUUCCUUUCUGCCCAUCUUGGGAAAAGGGUGUGGCAGAACUACACUAGAGACGCAGGGAUUUACAGGAACGAAUUUGCCCCUUUCCUCUGCAAGCUUCUUGAAGAUGUAGCAGUGCCAUCAUGGCCCUGCAGCACAUCCACUGUCAGCCAGGCAGCAGUAACCUGCUGUGUAGGAUUGUGGUUCUGAGCGUCAGAGGCUGGUUUGGCUGAACAGGGCGUGUUUGUUGAGACACUGCUGUAAUGUACCAACCCAAACGGGCAUUGGCUUUUGAAGGCCAUUUUGCUUGCUCUCCCCUGUUGACAUUCAUGUACGUGCAAAUGGUUUUUUCAUCAAGUUGUGUUAACAUAUUGAGGAAAGAAAGACACUUUUGACUAUCGCUGCUGAUGGGAGGAUGGCACAAGUUUGAACUUUCCGCUCCAUCAUCAAACAGAAAGAUGAUUGUGCUUGCUAACAGCACAUUUGGACUUGGAGCAUGAGAGUGGCUGGGUUUCCUCAAGUCAUUCAUUACUAAGAAAAGAACAUGAUUGAGGCAAAUAGUUGAACAGAGUGCAGCCUAUAUACUGUGGAUUCUCAAUCAUUUGAUUUCCAUUUAAUGCAGUAUAGCUACAGGCUUCAUAUUCAAAGUUAAUUAAUGUCCUAUUUUCCCCAUUUAAGACUGCAUUUAACUCAUAUGAAGACUGGGGAGAAUAACUGAUUUUCCAAUCCAAAAACACCCCCUCAAAAGUUUGCAUUCCUACCAUCAGCUGUGGACCAAGCUGGAUAGUGAAGCUUGACUGUAUUCCUGUGAAACUUGUUGCCCUGCCUUGCGCUGUAUUGCUGUUCAAGUAAUCAAAUCAUUUGUUCUACAGCAUUAAUGUUUUAUUUAAAAUAAAUUGUUUAGUAAGAGUCUUGAAAGUGGCAGCUUACUGCAUGGUCCUUUCCCCAACUAUAUUUCUUACUUUUUCAUGUCAUCACUUUUCUGAUAGUCAGUGGGACAAGCUUCUCCUCAUUGUGUAUAUUUAAAUAUUCUGUUCACUGUUACAAUUGCUUCCGCGCUCUGGCUUUAUGUGCUUCCGAAGGAAUCAAGGCCCAAUCAUUUCAUUAAUAUUUCGAAGAGGUGCGAUUUCCCCAUUUGAUUUUACAAUACGAGGUGUAUGAAAUCGACUGCUGUUAAGUAUCAUGGUACAGAACUAUUUCCCCUGAUAACUAAGCCUCCUCACAAUAUAUUCAGCAUUUUGAUCAUUGCAGAAAGUGCCACUUUGAGCCUCCUGAAUGUUGAAUUAUUCCAUUAUCUCAGGUUUGUUCAUUUAAAAAGUGUACGUUCAUGCUUUUGUAGCAGCCUUAAGCAUGGAAAUCUUUUGCAAUAAAAAUAUUUUAUAGAACCAG
This is a messenger RNA of Elgaria multicarinata webbii, 6847 nucleotides long. It is a transcript of the gene ZDHHC15, whose product is annotated as zinc finger DHHC-type palmitoyltransferase 15. The coding region runs from base 11 to 1009 and encodes 332 amino acids. The record is from RefSeq and is a predicted model, not a curated record. Lineage: Eukaryota; Metazoa; Chordata; Lepidosauria; Squamata; Anguidae. Gene Ontology annotation, molecular function: palmitoyltransferase activity. The transcript is spliced from 12 exons.